Geosmithia morbida is the source of this 351-nucleotide messenger RNA. RefSeq lists its product as uncharacterized. Gene Ontology annotation, molecular function: protein heterodimerization activity; chromatin binding. Gene Ontology annotation, cellular component: FANCM-MHF complex; Fanconi anaemia nuclear complex. The record is from RefSeq and is a predicted model, not a curated record. Bases 1 to 351 code for a protein of 116 amino acids. Lineage: Eukaryota; Fungi; Ascomycota; Sordariomycetes; Hypocreales; Bionectriaceae. The transcript is spliced from 3 exons. Gene Ontology annotation, biological process: replication fork processing; resolution of meiotic recombination intermediates.
AUGGCCGACACACAAGAAGAUGACGUAGACCGCCUCAAGGCCGCCCUGUGGUACGCGGUAGGUCAAAUCGUCGACGAAGAAUCCCUUGAACGGAAUCGCAAUGCUACGCCUCAAUUUAUCGGUGCCUUGACUGAACUCGUAUGGACACAAAUUGAAAACGUCGCCAUCGAUCUCGAAACAUUUAGCAAUCAUGCUGGGAGGACGACAGUGACGACAGAAGACGUCAUGCUGCUGGCCAGGAAGAAUCCCGAUCUUCAUCAGAUCAUGGAGGCGUUCAUCGAUGCCAGAAAGGCUUCUUCUGCUGCUUCUCUGUCGAGGGGCAAAGGCAAGGGCAAGGGGAGGAAGAGGUGA